Molecule: messenger RNA, 1145 nt
Organism: Penaeus chinensis
Lineage: Eukaryota; Metazoa; Arthropoda; Malacostraca; Decapoda; Penaeidae
Product: vegetative cell wall protein gp1-like
Exons: 13
Coding region: 57-1145 (362 amino acids)
Source: RefSeq, a predicted model, not a curated record
GGUGUGAUGGCGUUGUGAUGCUGUGAUGCCCCGCGACCCCCACGAGAGACCCGAAGAUGUCACAGCGGAGUAACCGCCCACGGUCAUGGUGCCCCCGCGGGGACUCCCCCCUGCGGCUGCCGGAGGGCUCGCCGCUCCUGCCGUCCCCCGUGGCCGCCCCCGGCGUGCCCGGCCUGCCCCCGGCCGUGGCGUCGCCGCGAUCUACGCCCACGCCCUUCAAGCUCCGCCGCUUCAGCAUGGGCACCGACCGGGCCGGCUCGCCGAGCGCGUCCAACCCCGGCGCCGCCUCCGUGCUGCAGAUGACGGCGUCGCAGCUGGAGCAGCACAUAGCCGCCACGCAGGCAGCCAAGCAGGCGGCCAUGAACCUACAGCAGCAGCAACAGCAGCAGCAGUUCGCAGCACAGAAUUACCACCAGCAGUCAGCACAGGAUCACGCGCAGCAGAACUCUGACGGGCCAGCAGAACCUCUUCUGCUGCAGCAGCAGACGGGUGUGUUCUACCCGAUGCCACAGCACCCAGCCUCGCCCUCGCCGGUCCCGCAGCAGAAGACUGUGCAAGACAUGCAGCGCCCCUACCGGCACUCGCCUAUACUAUUCAGGGAUCCGGGAACGGAACCUCGCUCGCCCCCUGCAAGCCGUCCUGGGUCUGUCAUUCUCAGAGAGCGGGAUCCCAAUUCCCCCACGCCGGGUUCCCGCCCAACCUCCGCUUUGUUACGAGAACGGGAUCCUUGGUCCCCUACACCUGCAUCUCUUCCAAGGAAUGAUAGGGACCCUCGCUCGCCGACCCCAGCCAAGCCAUCGCCUCUUGUGCAAGGGGAGAGGGACUUUCGUUCGCCGACCCCGUCUCGCCCUUUCCCUUUUAGACAGAAGGAUCGGGACACCAUGUCGCCCGUCCGCCCGUCGCCCCUCGCGCAGAAGGAGAGGGACCCGAUGUCCCCCGCCCGGCCGUCCCCGUUGGCGCAGAAGGAACGGGACCACUCCUCGCCAACACCAGUCCGGUUAUUUAUGCAAAGGGAUACAAGAUCACCGUGCAAUGUAAAGCCAUCACAAAUUAUCAUGAGAGACCGCGGGCAAUAUCAGGAACCGCGCUCACCCACUUCCUCCCGCCCUUCCUCCCUCAUCUUCAAGGAUAAGGGUGAAUUGUAA